AAUCAUUAUUCCGUAUAUGGUAUCAGAGCAUUAAAGGAAAUUUUUUCCUCUCCCAAAACCUAACGCCAUACCCCAAGCACCGUGCAUUCAUCGCCGGCCACCUCCAAGCUUCUCUUCGAUGAUCUCAGGCUUCCUCUCGUCGCAUCCCAUGGCACCCACCAUCACCAAGGACACCCCCGUGGUUCAACUCCACACCAAGACGCACUUCCCUAUCAAAUUGAUCUCCACCAACUUCUCCAUUUGGCAGUGCCAGGUUAGCUCCACGCUCAUCGAGUUUGUUGACGGUACUUUCCAUGCGCCACCGAAAGUCCUUGAAGGAGCGGCCAACCCUUGCUAUUCUAUAUGGUUCCGUCAAGAUCAAUCUAUCAUUGGAGCCUUACUUGGCAGCUGUUCCGAUCAGGUCCAGCCGCUUAUCACCACCUGUGAAACCGCGUGUGAGGCCUGGACGAAUCUUCAUGCCGCCUUUGCCAAUUCCAGCCGCAGCCACAUAGUCUCCUUCAAAUCACAAUUAGGCAAAAACCCUAAAGGUGAUCGUUCGAUGUCCGAUUAUCUCUUUGAUAUGCAAUCCAUUGCCAAUGAACUGGCGUUGGUUCAGAGUCCGGUUUCGGAGGAAGAUCUUGUUGUUCAUGUCCUCAACCAAGUGGGUGAUGAAUAUGACUCAAUCACCUCUGUUGCCCGUGUUCGUGCCAAUCUGAUGCCUCUCUCUUUGUCUAUCAUCAGGAUGGCACUAUUCUUCAUGGCUUACAACAACAACAACAACAACAACCCAGUUAAAUCCCACAAGAGUAGGGUCUGGGGAGGGUGUGUGUACGCAGACCUUGCCCCUACUCGAAAGUAGAGAGGCUGUUUCCAAAGAGACCCCCGGCUCAACGUCGAAAGUUGCAUUGCUUGACUAACUGCUACUUCAUUAAUUAGAGAAGCAAAGAUAGUUUAGAGAUCCAUUUUGAUUUAUUCCAUCACACCCCAAAGCCAAAAAAUGGUGAAAUUUUGG
This is a messenger RNA of Cuscuta campestris, 991 nucleotides long. The record is from the annotation of a GenBank genome assembly. Lineage: Eukaryota; Viridiplantae; Streptophyta; Magnoliopsida; Solanales; Convolvulaceae.